Mucor mucedo is the source of this 1473-nucleotide messenger RNA. Its product is annotated as pyridoxal phosphate-dependent transferase. The coding region runs from base 93 to 1415 and encodes 440 amino acids. The record is from RefSeq and is a predicted model, not a curated record. Lineage: Eukaryota; Fungi; Mucoromycota; Mucoromycetes; Mucorales; Mucoraceae. Gene Ontology annotation, molecular function: transaminase activity; pyridoxal phosphate binding; identical protein binding. The transcript is spliced from 3 exons.
CAUUGGCCGACGUUACGCACAUUAUUUAUAUAUAAAGUCCAUUUUUUUACACUAAUCCAUUUUUUUUCUUUUUUUUUUACAAUAAAAGAACUAUGUCUUCUAUCACAAAGUUUGUUCAAUUUGGUAAGACCCACAUUGCUAGAGGUAUUGGAAGAUCCACCGAGCUUGUUAUCGACAAGGCAAAGGGUACUUAUGUUUAUGCUGUUGACGGUAAGAAGUAUCUCGACCUUUCCACCGGUAUCGGAGUCACCAACACUGGUCACUGUCACCCUACUGUUGUGAAGGCUGUCCAAGAACAAGCUGGCAACUUGGCUCACGGUCAAGUCAAUAUCUUUUUCCAAAAGCCUAUGCUCGAACUUAUUGAAGGUUUGCUUCCCAGAAUGCCUUCUCCUAAGCUUGAUACAUUCUUUUUCUGGAACUCUGGAUCCGAAGCUGUUGAAGCUGCCAUCAAGGUCGCCCGUCAUGCCACCAAGAAACAAAACAUUAUCGUCUUCCAAGGUUCUUAUCAUGGUCGUACUUUUGGUACCAUGGCCUUAACUACCUCCAAGACCAUCUAUGCUGCCGGUUUCUCUCCCUUGAUGCCUGGUGUACAUGUCGCACCUUACCCUUACUUCCAACAAUGGUCUGCACAUAAGGCUGAUCCCGAGAAGUUUGAUGCCGAUUGGUGUGGUGAUGAAGCCCUUCAUCAACUCGAGCUUUUGUUAAAGCAACGUUCAGAUCCCGAGGAUACUGCUGCUAUUUUGAUUGAACCCGUUCAAGGUGAAGGUGGCUAUGUUGUCCCCCCUAAAAACUUCCUCGCUGGUCUUCGCAAGAUUUGUGACAAGCACAACAUUUUAUUGAUUUGUGAUGAAGUACAAUCUGGUUUCGGUCGUACCGGUAAGAUGUUUGCUGUUGAGCACUUUGGUAUUGUUCCCGAUAUUUUGGUCAUGGCUAAGGGUAUUGCCUCUGGUUAUCCUCUUUCAGCUAUUGUAUCACGCAAGGAGAUUAUGGAUAAGCAACCUCCUGGAUCCAUGGGUGGUACUUACUCUGGUAACGCCAUUGCUUGUGCUGCUGCCAAGGCUACACUCCAAGUCUUUGAUGACGAGAAGCUUUUAGAUAACUGUAACGUUCGUUCCGAGCAAUUCUUCAAGGGUUUGAGAUCCAAGAUUCCUGCUCUUUUGCCAGAAGGCGUGACCUGCGAUAUUCGUGGUAAGGGUCUCAUGAUUGGUAUUGAAUUCAUGGGUGUUCCUAAGGGUUUCGCAAAUAACGUUGCUACUGAGGCCUUAAACCUUGAUACCAUCCUCUUAACCACAUCUAUUUACGAAACUCUUCGUUUAAUUCCUCCUCUUACUAUCACUGAAGAAGAAACUAAUCUUGCCCUUGAACGUGUUGUUGCUAGUGUUGCCGCUGCCGUCGAGAACCUCAAGAAGGCUUAAAUUCAAUUUAGCCUAAUGUACAAUUAUUUACAAUAAACUUUUUUAUAUACACUGUGAA